AUGCUGAGCGCGUUAAAGGCACUCGGAGUGCCUCGGUUCGAAUUCGAGUUUCGGCGAAGCGCGACUGAUUCUUCCUCUUCUGAGGACGAGGAGGAUGAGAAUACAGAAGAAGACGAAGAGAAGCGAGGUAAAAAAGAUGAUGAUUUUGAUGAUGAUGAUUCGACGACGCCACCGAGAAAGCAACCGGCGAUGUCGUCUUCUUUGCGUAAGAACGGCACGCGUGGUGGUGAUAAAGAUACGAAGUCGAGACUUGGUAAGAAGAAUCGAGUGGUGUCGUUUGACGACGGGACGUUUAGCGACGAGGAGGUGGAGGAGGAAGGUGGUGAUGAUGAUGAAAUGCUUUUGUUUGGAACCAUCACUGGGAGUUCGGAAAAAUCGAUCGAAAUAGACUUGACGAAGUGCGCGGAGAAGAUGCGUUUGGUUUUGGAGCGGUGUACACGGAUGGGAAUGUCUUUAGUCGAAUGCGCGAGAGCGGUAGGGAGUAACGGUAGAUAUAGUCAUAGGAAACGGAUAAGUAGUAAAAAUAGGAACGGCGGAGCGUCGUCGACGUACGGGAGAGGAGGAAGAGGAAGGGACAAAGCUUCGGAUGUGAAAAGUUAUUACGUCGAGUCGAGGAAGAAGAUGCAGAAACGGACGCGACGCUUGGUUGUCCCGAGAGUGGUUAUAAGCGUCGUCUUAUUUUGGACGAUUAUGUAUUUAUGGUACAGGAAAAGGACGAUGAUGGAUGGAUUAGGUGUUGAAAAGAGAAUCGGAGAAAGUGAGUCGAUGAAAAACGCUCGACUGGAAGUGGACGCGGCGAAAAAAGGCGAUUAUAAUAGUCGCGAAAAGUUCCAUUCCAGUCGCGAGACGACGUUUUCGGGCGGUAUUUUUCCGUCGCACGAACGCGUCGGGUCCGCCGAGUACGAAAGAGAAACCGAACGAUUGAUGGAGGCUCUCGCGAAAAGAAUCGCCACCGGACAACACCAUUCCGCGGAUUUUAACGACGCGAGAAGGCACGUUCGCGAACACCGAAUGAGAAAUAACUUAGUUCACGUAGAUAACGCGGAAGUGAUGAGACUGAGGGAAGCUAAACGCCAACUCCGCGAUGAUUUUUUACAAAUGGGCCCGAAAUGUGAAUUCGACACUUCUGGAAUGUCUCGCGAAAGUAUCAAAGACAUGAAAGAAGAGUGCAAAGAAUUCUUUCGCGAAGAAGAGAAACGAAUCGGAAAGAUACCGCUGUUGGACGACGCGAAGUAUAAAGUUCACGCAGAUAACCAGCUCGAUCGCGAGCAUUUUCGAGGGCACCGUCAAAAACUCCCAACAAUCGUUGAUAUUCGAGCCAUGGACAUGGUCCCGCACUAA
Molecule: messenger RNA, 1341 nt
Organism: Bathycoccus prasinos
Lineage: Eukaryota; Viridiplantae; Chlorophyta; Mamiellophyceae; Mamiellales; Bathycoccaceae
Exons: 1
Coding region: 1-1341 (446 amino acids)
Source: RefSeq, a predicted model, not a curated record